AUUAAAAAUCCAAAACGUCUCUCCUUAGAAACCCUAAAUUAUAAAAUAAAGAAUAUGAUGAAGAACGUAAAACUCCUACUCUUCUUCAUCUCCAUCUCCCUCCUCCUGAUCGCCGUUGCUGAAGCCCAGGAUGGCCACGAGGGCCAUUCUCAUUCAAGAACCCCAAAAUGCGAAUGCUCACACGACCACGACCACGAAAACAAAGCCGGAGCUCAGAAAUACAAGAUCGCUGCCGUUCCUUCCGUUCUAAUAGCCGGAGUAAUCGGAGUUCUAUUCCCUCUCCUCGGCAAAGUCUUCCCUUCUUUGCGUCCUGAGACACCUUUCUUCUUCGUCACCAAAGCCUUCGCUGCAGGAGUGAUCCUAUCUACAGGGUUUAUGCACGUCUUGCCUGAGGCUUACGAGAUGCUUAACUCGCCGUGCUUGACUUCAGAAGCAUGGGAUUUUCCGUUCACAGGGUUUAUUGCGAUGGUCGCUGCGAUAUUGACGUUAUCAGUGGAUACAUUUGCCACUUCGAGUUUCAAUAAAUCUCAUUGCAAUGCGUCGAAGACGAUCCCAGCUGAUGGAGAAUCUGGCGAGCUGGUCGUUGACUCUGCCAAGGUGCAGAUGCUUCGGACAAGAGUUAUUGCACAGGUAUUGGAGCUGGGAAUAAUAGUACACUCAGUGGUAAUAGGAAUAUCACUUGGAGCUUCACAGAGUCCAGAAGCUGCGAAAGCUCUCUUUAUUGCCUUGAUGUUUCAUCAAUGCUUCGAAGGUCUUGGCCUUGGUGGUUGUAUUGCUCAGGGCAAAUUCAAGUGUUUGUCAGUAACAAUAAUGUCGACUUUCUUCGCGAUUACAACUCCAUUAGGUAUCGUUGUUGGAAUGGAAAUAGCGAAUACGUACGAUGAGUCUUCUCCAACGGCUCUGAUCGUACAGGGAGUUUUGAACGCUGCAUCCGCAGGUAUUCUCAUCUACAUGUCUCUGGUGGACCUUCUCGCAGCAGAUUUUAUGCAUCCCAAAAUGCAAUCCAACACUGGACUUCAAAUAAUGGCACAUAUUGCUCUUCUUCUUGGCGCUGGCCUCAUGUCUAUAUUGGCCAAAUGGGCAUGAUUAUUUUCUUAUUCAACAAUCAAUUCUUUGUUCUUUUUGUCAAC
Brassica oleracea var. oleracea is the source of this 1130-nucleotide messenger RNA. Its product is annotated as zinc transporter 3-like. Gene Ontology annotation, molecular function: zinc ion transmembrane transporter activity. Gene Ontology annotation, biological process: zinc ion transmembrane transport. The record is from RefSeq and is a predicted model, not a curated record. The transcript is spliced from 3 exons. Gene Ontology annotation, cellular component: plasma membrane. Bases 55 to 1086 code for a protein of 343 amino acids. NCBI's taxonomy places the organism in Eukaryota, Viridiplantae, Streptophyta, Magnoliopsida, Brassicales, Brassicaceae.